This is a messenger RNA of Penicillium manginii, 918 nucleotides long. Its product is annotated as GPI anchored serine-threonine rich family protein. The record is from RefSeq and is a predicted model, not a curated record. Lineage: Eukaryota; Fungi; Ascomycota; Eurotiomycetes; Eurotiales; Aspergillaceae. The coding region runs from base 1 to 918 and encodes 305 amino acids. The transcript has 6 exons.
AUGCGAACCACGAUCAUCUCGUUCCUGAUCGCCUUCACGGCCACGGCUGCAGGUCUCGUCAUCACCUCACCCGUCGUGGGCCAAAAUGUCGACAAUUCCAAGUCUGUGACGGUGAAAUGGCACGCCGUAGAGACCGACCCUGACACCUUCUCCAUCUACCUCGUCAACCAAAAUGUUUAUCCGCCCACCCAAGAGCUCGUGGCAUCAGAUGUCCCCAAAAACAAGGGGUCAUACACCAUCAAUGCCAAAAGCAUAGACGGUGUCGAUACUGGUCGCGGAUACCAGGUUAACUUUGUCUCGGAUACCGACGCCCAGGCCAUUUUGGCACAGUCAUCGCAAUUCAAGGUGGCUGAUCAUGCCGAUCUGACUGCUAGCUCUGGUAAGGAAACAGCCACUGCUACCGAUUACACUUCUGCUACGAACUCUCUUUCUAUUACCGAUUUCACUUCUGCCACCGAUUCCACUUCUGCUGCUUCUGAAACUACCUCUCUCUCUGCUACAACCUCUAUGACUUCUUUGUCUGCGUCGACUACUUCAGAUUCCUCGACUGCUUCUUCCACUUCUCCGACCACUACUCACACCCUCACCAGUGCCCACAUCUACUUCUACCUCCACCUCCACCUCUACAUCUCUAUCUACUUCCACUUCUACUUCUACAUCUUCUCCUACAUCUACGCAUACAAAAACUACCAGCACUUUCAGCACUUCUACUUCUACCUCUACUUCUUCUUCCCCUACAUCUACUACUACUACUACUACCCAUACCCGCACAAAGACAUCCACCAUGAGCACCACGGGCGAAACCACCAUGACCACAAAGACUCAUUCUUCUACUUCUACAGAGACUUCGACUACUACCUCGCACCAUACGAAGACUAUGACUUCCACUGCCACGGAAGAGGCUACCACAACUUCUAA